ACAUUUAUUUUAUAAGUUAUUUACUUAUAUAAGCCAAUGUUUAGGGGUUCAAUGUGCAAAUAUAAAGUGUUCGGAAAAUACGCAUCAAUACUAGCCUACAUAAAGAAAAGGCUUCUAAAUAAGAAGUAAUUGGCAUUUAUUUCCCAAAGUUUCCUGAAGGAUCCAAGGUAACAGAUGGCUAGAGCCUGUGCUACGGAUCCUCUUUUCACUGAACUAGCCCAAAACAAAAGGGAAAAGAGAUCGAACGCGUAUUAAGUAUUCAGUCGUGUGGGAAACAUAUGCUUAAUUAAAGCGGUGAAUUUUUUAAAAAUUAUGUUUUGGUCAAGCUUUUUCGAUUUUUGGACCCACAGGCUAUUCCGAUUGAUAGCCUAUACCUACAAUAUAGCCUAAAUGUUGUUUUAUCCAUCUUACACAACUUCAAGCAUGAAAUUAUGUAACGACAAAUGCAAAAUUACCGCCUUUGAAAACGGUUUCGUCUUACAAAUCUUUGGGCUUGGUAAUUACACCAUCAUCAACACACACACACACACACAAACACACACACGCACACACACACGUUCACACAGACACACAGUGAGGAUAACCAUUCUCUACCAACGCUGUAAGGGGGCUAGGGUGCACAUUACUAUUCAUACAAUGCAGUCAUAGCGUCAGUCACAGGCGUCCACAGAUGUUGCUAAGAGAGCAUCUCAGUGAGCUUGCAGAAGGAUUGGAGCGGAACAUUUGUGAUGUUUUCUCACCAAGUUGAUUUUGGAUUCUAUUUUCAUUCCUAUAGUUGGCGGUUGCAAUUUCGCCAACUCUAAGGAUGAUUUUCAUGUAUUUACUGUUCCUCUGCUGUUUGUCUCCCUGCGCCGCAGAUCUAUGCAACUGGAGUGGAAGUGGCUUGGCGCGUGAGGCUGAGGCGAACUCGCGGACUGUGCAGCAGGUGCGGCUGCGUUGCACCGAGGGUUCGGUGGAGUGGGUCUACCCGGGCCAGGCGCUUCGGGUCGUCCUGGAACCCAACCUGUCCUCUGCGCGCCACACAACGGUCUGUAUCAAACCGUUCCGCAGCUUCCACGGCGCCAGCGUCUACAUUGAGCGGGCUGGGGAACUGGACCUGUUAAUGACGGACGGAGGGCGGCCAGAGCAGGUGUUCUGUUUCCCGGUGGACGGACCUCAGAAGCCAGCCAUCUUCCUCCUGGCGAACCCGCAGAGUGAUAUCAGCCGACGGGCAGUAGGCUUCAGAUAUGAGCUGCUGGGCAUUCGGACCACUGCGCCCAACCUCGGCCAAAGUGUGUUGCAGUCUAGCUGCCGUCCCUGCAAUGACACAGAGCUCCUCCUGGCCAUCUGCAGCAGUGACUUUGUGGUUCGCGGAUCCAUCAGGAACGUAUCCCACAAUGCUGAGCGUCAGACAUCGUUGGUGGAGGUCUCGGAGGGGAGGGUGUACCGGCAGCGUAGCGGGGUGUUCGAGCGCCAAACCGGCACCAUAGGGGUUCCCGGUUCCAGUUCCUCCUGGCACGGUCACAUCCACACACUGUUACAGUGUCACGUAAAGCCUGGGGGCGGAGAGUUCCUCUUCACAGGGACAGAACACUUUGGGGAGGCCUGGCUGGGCUGUGCCCCCCGCUACAAAGACUUCCUGUCCCUCUACCAAUCAGCUUGGGCGGCUCGUCAGAACCCCUGUGAGUUCCCGCUGGACUGAAGGUGCGUCCCAUUUCCUAGUGGUCCAUGAGCCAUUUGACCUAUAGGUAGGGAUCCCACGUAGGGUUUUACUUUCUUAAAUGGAACACAUUGAGUCUCUUUCUAACCCGGUUGCCGUGGUGGCGUAGUAGAGAUUAUGUCGCCGUGGCAGCAAACAAGCGAGAUGGGUUCCUCACGACCACAGCGGUUUGAGAGACAUCCGUUCUACUCCUCCUUAUUCUAUACCGCUCACGACACCAGCAGGGACAAAUCUGUGGGAGCACUUGUGGAGCACAGGGAGUACAAGGCCCAGGGCAGGGGCCCACAGGGGACCCAUCCAGGCAGCACUAGAGGGGCCUCCCCUGCCCCUGUCGGCCCCAGCGGGGAAAGGCUUAGAGAGCCUGGCCCUUUGUCUGUCUCUCUUCUCACCGCCCACAGCUCCCAGAGACUAAAGAUGGUUUGACUGCUGCUUCUCUCUUUGUCUCUCCCCACACCAACUGCUGCUGACUUUAAGGUCUCUGCAUGAGAGGUGUCCUCUGAACUACUGUGGCAGGAAAUCAUAUGAUUUUAAUGUGUUAUUGUUGCUGGAGCUUUUAUGUGGUCUUGUUUAUUCCUUUGUAUGAUAGGUUUUGAAAUAUUUUGUUGUAAUGUAAAUGAAAUGUUUUGUAAAUUCACUAGGAUUUGCUUAUUUACAGAUUGAUUGUAUCAUUUUGGUUUUAUUACAGGGUAUUGAUGAUGCUACAGUGUAGGUGCAAACCUUCAGUUUGAUUACCAUUUAUUGCCAAAUAUAUAAGCAACGUUUGUGGGGAUUUCUUGUGUACUUUUUUGAUUGACUUGAAAUGCACUUUCAAGCAAUUAUUUAUACUUUUGGAAGAAGAGAUUUGGUCUUCAUAACAUUCUUUAUUGUGGUUCUUGAGCAUUAUGGGGAAAUAUUUGUUGAAAAUAGCUCCUCCUGUAGGAAAUAAUGAUCAUGAACGAUGAGAACAUUUGCAUUACAAUUUGCUGCAACACAUUUAAAUGACAAAAAUAUAUA
Coregonus clupeaformis (lake whitefish) is the source of this 2692-nucleotide messenger RNA. RefSeq names its product meteorin-like protein. The transcript is spliced from 4 exons. NCBI's taxonomy places the organism in Eukaryota, Metazoa, Chordata, Actinopteri, Salmoniformes, Salmonidae. The coding region runs from base 806 to 1681 and encodes 291 amino acids. Gene Ontology annotation, molecular function: hormone activity. The record is from RefSeq and is a predicted model, not a curated record.